AUGGUUUGUCAUCUUUAUCCAGGUUUUAGGUUGCCUGCUGAACUGGUUGGUUUGUCAUCUUUAUCCAGUUCAAGCAGCAGCUAUAAACCACCACCGCCAUCACCUUCUGAUAUCCCUGUCUAUGUCACACCACCACCACCACCACCCCCACCUCGUUGUCCCAAUCUGCGUAUAUGCCCCCUCCUCUCUGGUCUAACUGACCUUGAGGCUGCUGUGUGUGUCUGCGCUCAAAUCAGGGCCGAGCUCCUUGGAAUCCCCAUUAACAUAAACCUUUUCUUGGACCUAGUGUUAAACAGAUGCGGUAAACGCCUCCCAGCCAACUACCGUUGCAAUUAA
Messenger RNA from Glycine soja, 336 nucleotides. RefSeq names its product hydrophobic seed protein-like. The coding region runs from base 1 to 336 and encodes 111 amino acids. The record is from RefSeq and is a predicted model, not a curated record. Lineage: Eukaryota; Viridiplantae; Streptophyta; Magnoliopsida; Fabales; Fabaceae. The transcript has 2 exons.